AUGUGUUGGAAUAUAUCAAACCAGUCUCGACGACAGUUCGAUCCCUCCUCCCCAACCACUACCGGCCACGCAGACGAGGUCGAAUCCGUCGUCGCGGUGACGAAAGGAUUUCUCUCCGCGCUGGCGACAAAGUCCCGCGACGAUUUCGACAAGUACUGUGUCAGAGCAGGUGGGAUGGCACUCUGGCCGCCGCCGCCCAUGGCCCCUCGAUUCUGUACAAUCGGUGCGUUUGUCGAGCACAUUUUCAAGAUCGAAGACGAUAUCAACGAGCGUAUCUGGGACCCGGAGGUGAAGGUGGAUGAAAUGGCAAAUCUGGCGGCUGUUUGGGCCCCGUUCAGAGCGAAGAUCAACGGAGUCGUGGACCAUGUGGGCGUCGAGCUGUUCAUCCUUCAUAAGAUCAACGGGGAAUGGAAGGUGACUGGGUUGGCGGAUUCUUGUCGGCAACCCACGGAGGACGAAAGAAAUAGAGCUGGUAGACAUCUGAACGAUAGAUUCGACGCUUUGGGUGAUCCACCUAGAGACACCAAGAGAUAUGAAGAGUAA
Messenger RNA from Aspergillus clavatus NRRL 1, 543 nucleotides. RefSeq lists its product as uncharacterized. Lineage: Eukaryota; Fungi; Ascomycota; Eurotiomycetes; Eurotiales; Aspergillaceae. The record is from RefSeq and is a predicted model, not a curated record. The transcript is spliced from 2 exons. Bases 1 to 543 code for a protein of 180 amino acids.